This is a messenger RNA of Oryzias melastigma (Indian medaka), 2037 nucleotides long. Its product is annotated as lysophosphatidic acid receptor 6. The coding region runs from base 396 to 1451 and encodes 351 amino acids. The transcript has a single exon. Gene Ontology annotation, cellular component: membrane. Gene Ontology annotation, biological process: positive regulation of Rho protein signal transduction; phospholipase C-activating G protein-coupled receptor signaling pathway. Lineage: Eukaryota; Metazoa; Chordata; Actinopteri; Beloniformes; Adrianichthyidae. Gene Ontology annotation, molecular function: lysophosphatidic acid receptor activity. The record is from RefSeq and is a predicted model, not a curated record.
CUCUACCUUUGACUUCCAGGCAGCUGUGAGGCAUCUCAUGUUCUAUACGACAGGAACAGACUGAUAUCUGUGACACACUUAGAAAAGCUGUUGAAGUGAUACGCAAGGCUCAAGAUCAGCGAUUCGUCUGUUUGGAGAUGAGAGAGGAGAAUGUUUGUUUUCUACAUGGAUCUUUGUUUCAGCUGUGGAAGGAAACUGUAAAGACUCUUCUUAAACUUGAUCACUGGAUGUGCUGGGGAGCUUUAACACAACAAAAGUCCAACCAAAAGACAUAAGAAGGUAUUUUGCAAAACUACCUGUAUACUUUUCCCCUCUGAGGAUUUUAUUUUCAACAUUUUCUAAAGUGAAAGGACAACAACUUUUUAAUAUUUUUGCUUUUUGCAAGCUUUUUGAAGAUGAGUGUGAACAAUAGCAGCAUCGUCCGCUGUGAAAGAAAUGAUGAUUUCAAGUACCCGAUGUACAGCGUCAUUUUCAGUAUUGUCUUUUUUGUGGGAUUUUUCUUCAACAUGACAGCGAUGUACAUCUUUGGCUGUAGGCUGAAGCUGCGGAACGAGACCACGACAUAUAUGAUCAACCUGGCGGUCUCAGACUCCCUCUUUGUCUUCACGUUGCCUUUUCGGGUUGUGUACUUUGUUAAACGUGACUGGAUAUUUGGCUCCGUAUUUUGCAAGAUCUCUACAGUCCUCUUCUACACAAACAUGUACGGCAGCAUCCUCUUCCUCACUUGCAUCAGCGUUGACCGCUUUCUGGCCAUCGUGCACCCGUUCUGGUCCCGGACAAUCCGAACCAGGAGGAACGCAAAAUUGAUCUGCAUUAUGGUGUGGGUGAUAAUCCUCUCUGCAAGUAUCCCCACAGGCAUCAACCUGGACACCACCUCUAAAAACAACAGUCAAUCUAACGAAAGCUUCUGCUUUGAGAACUAUUCCAAAGAUCAGUGGAAAAGCGAACUGUUCAAAGUGGUGGUGUUAAUAGAGACGAUAGGCUUCAUCCUCCCACUGGUGAUCAAUGUUUUCUGCUCCACUAUGGUGUUAUGGACCUUGAAGAAACCCCAAACUAUCACCCGAGGAGGAAGCAUCAACAAGGCCAAAAUCUUGCGGAUGAUCUUCGUGCAUCUGUUAGUCUUCUGCUUCUGUUUCAUCCCAUACAACGUGAACCUCAUCUUCUACGCCCUGGUCCGCUCCAAGGUCCUCAAGGGAUGCACGGCAGAGGACGUGGUCAGAACUAUCUAUCCCAUCGCUCUCUGCUUAGCAGUGACCAACUGCUGUUUUGACCCAGUUAUUUACUACUUUACGUCAGAUGCAAUUCAGAGCUCCAUUAAACAAAAAGGUACUAAAUCAUAUAAUGGAGCUUUUAAUAGACUGCAGACGGACAGCCCUCAGAGCAGCCCUAACUUGACACCAAAAAGCCUUACAUUGAAGAGUUUCCAAUCCAAAGUGCCUGACGAUAAUUAACUCUAUCCAGUGCUGGAGCUCAUCUUGCUUGGAAUUUAAUGGCAAAUAUAUCUCAUUCAAUUGACGCUCAAGAGACUUUGGACUUCUAACGGCACUGUGACAGUGAAAGGGGUCUUACCCAACUGUUGCAACAUGCAAAUCUUCACCAGGUGGACGGUUUACAAGAUGGGUAAUAAACUCCAUGCCGAACCAACUGUCUGCACUAGGAAAGAAGAUACUUGAUGCUGUAUGUAUGUUAGCUUUGACCUGCUCUAUUCAUCAGAGCAGACGUUCUGUAGACUAUUUAAAGACAGUAGAAUAUUUUUUUUAUGAAACAAAACUGUGCAGAAUUCCUGUAAUGUGUGGUAAUAUUUAACUCUGUAUACACUUUUUAAUGAAGCAUGUUAAAUAGAAAGCUUUUUUAUAUAAAUACUAAAUAAAUAUUUAGCUUCUUUAAGGUUUAGAACUACGUGUAUUCCUUGUGUAAUUUACUUUGGUGAGGAAAGAAUAUUUGGAACAGAAACUAUGACCUGUUCAUGAGCCUUUGCCUUUGUUUGAACCAUGGUUCACCAACACACAUGUGGUUGGUAAAAGGUGUACUGUACAG